Austrofundulus limnaeus is the source of this 1464-nucleotide messenger RNA. The record is from RefSeq and is a predicted model, not a curated record. Lineage: Eukaryota; Metazoa; Chordata; Actinopteri; Cyprinodontiformes; Rivulidae.
AUGUCAAGAGAUCCUUGGAGGAAUAAUUCCCAUGAUAUUUCAGCUUUGCCAGCUUCACCAGCAGCCCGGCCCGUCUUCCUCGCCGUUUGCGACACUUCCUCCUGGGAGGUAGCCAAGGUAGCCCUGGGUCUCGAUGGGUGGCCUGUAUCCCGAACAGGGAUGCUGAAGAAUCCUAGUGGUCAUAUGAUGAGAAGUUUGCUGGAGAUCCAGACCACAGACUUGCCUAACUUCCAGGAGAUGCAGGAUCCCCUGACAGAUUGCACCCCGCUCAUCGACGCAGCUUGUUCUGGGAAGCUCCGUCUGGUGCGCCUGCUGGUGGAAGGUGGAGCUCAGGUGAAUGGCAGCAACCUCAGCGGGGAGACGGCUCUCCUGGCUGCCUGUAAAGCCCUGAGAGGGGAGCCUGCUGGGCCUGAGACUGCAGAUCCAAAUGCACAAGACCACACGGGCCGUACUGCUCUGAUGUACGCCUGUAGGCAACGGGCAGGAGUCCAGGUGGCUCAGACUCUCCUGGCUGCAGGAGCUGAUCCCUGCAUGGAGGACCGCUCUGGAGCCUCGGCGUUGGUCUACGCCAUCAACGRACAGCACCAGCCCACAGUCCAGCUCUUAAUGGAUGCCUGCCGAGCCAGGGGUCGUGACGUCAUCAUCAUCACCAUGGAGAAGGGCACAAAUGGAAAACCAGUGACCAGGCGUUACCUGAACGUUCCCCCGUCCCUGGAGUCCUCGCCGGUGUCUUGCAUGUCCCCGUCUGAGAUCGUCCUGAAGACGAGCUCCCCGAACUCAACGGAGGGAGAAAACAUCUUCAACUUUAGAGGAACAAACAAACAUGGAAGUGGCAGCAGCAGCAGACGUUCGUCCUGUGAGCUGAGCUCACUGAGUCCAUGUGGCUCUCCGACCUCCAGACCCAGGGUUUUGUCUGAACCGUGGCUAGCCAUUCAGAACCUGGCUUCUCUGAACAGAGCGUACGAGGAGGGCGUGAGGGAGAAGAGACUGAAGGAGGGUGGAGGUGUGCAGGGUUUGAGGAGGGGCAGGGAGAAAGAGGACGAUGGGCUGGGGAGCGAUGGAAGUGAGGUUCAAAGGGAAGAUCAGUCAGUGGGGUGUUCCACACCAGGAGGGUCAGCUUUAGACAAGAAGUGUCCUCCACCCUCUGCCUCCCAGCUCCGCAGGAACACCCUCCCCUUCAUCACACUGGUCCCACCUCCACUUCACCUCCCUGCCUUAACGAACCAAUCAGACGCUGACCUGCAGGUGCCGAGCCACGCCUCAACUUCCACCCGCAAGACCAUAGUGUUCCAGCCUCACCCACCAUGCUCCUCUCUCAGACCAGCGUCACUCCCACCGCUGGCCUCCUCUGCCACCUCCCUGGUUGCUCCUCCUGCCUGCUUUCACGGCGACAGGAGCAGGAGGUCACUGCGGCGUCACUCAGUGCAGCUGGAACAAAUCAGAGGAGCUCAUUCAGACUUCUGA